Anolis sagrei ordinatus is the source of this 1247-nucleotide messenger RNA. The record is from RefSeq and is a predicted model, not a curated record. NCBI's taxonomy places the organism in Eukaryota, Metazoa, Chordata, Lepidosauria, Squamata, Anolidae.
AUGAGCCCUGAAAAGGAUUCUCAUCACGUGAAGAAUACGCCUGGAUGGGGAAUAUCUGAGAUUUUAAUGACUCUUAUACUUCUGUUUUUGGGGAAAACCUUGCUCCAAUAUGUGUGGCAGCGUUUGUGGGGGCCCCUGAUCCGUUUAUGGGGAGCCUUCCAAAAUCGGAAAGACACUGAACUGAGGAUUGUCCUCGUAGGGAGAACCGGAGCCGGGAGGAGCGCCACGGGAAACACCAUCCUGGGACAGAAGAAGUUUAAAUCUUUCAUAUCACCCACAUCAGUGACAAAAACAUUUGAAAAGUAUGAGACCGUAAUUGAUGGCAGGAAAAUUGUGGUUGUUGACACUCCUGGGCUUUUUGACACCAAAGAAAAACAGGAGAAAGACAUUUUCCAAAAAGUUGAAAAGUGCAUAAAAUGGUGCUACCCAGGUCCACAUGCCAUCAUACAAGUCAUGCAAGUGGGCCGUUUCACUCAGGAGGAAAAAGACAUUAAUCAAUUAAUCCAAGAUAAUUUAAGCCGUGAGGCGAAGGAUUAUUGGAUCGUUCUGUUCACCCACAAAGAUGAUCUGGAAGGAAAGUCUUUGCUAGCAUUUUUAAAUAAAGAAGAUCCAUCUCUUCUGGAGCACAUUAACCAACGGGGGGGCCGUUGCCUUGCUUUCAACAACAAGGCUGAAGGUCAGGAGAGGGAAGAGCAGGUGAAGGAGCUGCUUGGCAUGAUCGAUGACGUGCUGGAAAACAACAGCAGGGCCCCCUUUUACUCUGAAGAGAUGCUAGCCAGGAACCAAAGAGAAGAGAGGGAAGAGCAGGUGAAGGAGCUGCUGGACAUGAUCGAUGACGUGCUGGAAAACAACAGCAGGGCCCCCUUUUACUCUGAAGAGAUGCUAGCCAGGAACCAAAGAGACCUACGAGAACAACGAGACCAGAGAAAGAUAGGAGGAUCCAAGCAAAGGGAAAUCACAAAACCUAGGAAGGAGUCCAAAAAUUUGGCAAAAAAGAGAAAAAACUCGUGCAACAUAUCCUAAUAGAUGCAGCCAUGUUGCUUUUGAAACAAAAUCCCAAACAGACCUUGCGGAUACUUUAAUGAGGCCCAAGCCCCCCAAGAACAAAGGAACACCAUUACCCAAAGGUAGAUCCAUGUAUGAAUGUGCGUAAGGGGCAUGCUGACCCAUAAAGCAGUGCCUCGCACUUCAUUUUUAACCUUGGAACAACAUUCGCCAGCAGAUGUCUUACAGGUGAAGCCACUUUA